This is a messenger RNA of Strongylocentrotus purpuratus (purple sea urchin), 390 nucleotides long. Its product is annotated as E3 ubiquitin-protein ligase TRIM13-like. The transcript has a single exon. The record is from RefSeq and is a predicted model, not a curated record. Gene Ontology annotation, molecular function: ubiquitin-protein transferase activity. NCBI's taxonomy places the organism in Eukaryota, Metazoa, Echinodermata, Echinoidea, Camarodonta, Strongylocentrotidae. Gene Ontology annotation, biological process: positive regulation of DNA-templated transcription. Gene Ontology annotation, cellular component: nucleoplasm; chromatin. Bases 1 to 390 code for a protein of 129 amino acids.
AUGGCUGCGAAAACUGAGGAAGAGAAAGCUCCAAGAUCUUCAGAGAACCUGACGUGUCCACUAUGUAUUGAUAUCUUCGACGAAGCAACCAUUCUGACUUCAUGCGGACACACCUUCUGUCGGAAAUGUCUCAAGAACUAUGACCUGUCCCAUCAGGAUCUUGAUCACAUGAUCUGUCCUCUCUGCAGGAAGAUCACCAAGUUGUCUGCGAACCGUGUUGCUGAUUUCCUCACCAAUGUGACUGUCAACGGACUUGUACACAAUUACCACGCCGAGUGUGGAGGGAUGAACGCUGUCCUUGAAAUGCGCCCAAAAUGCACUGCUUGCAUGCUUCAGCAAGAUGCUGUCUCAUUCUGCUGUACAUGUAAUAACUACAUGUGUGAUAAUUGA